AUGGGUAAUCGAGGAGCUCGACGAAAUCAAGCUGGUUAUGUUGGUGCAGAUCCAUAUUUAAAUCAAUAUGGAACUGGUUAUAAUUAUGGUGCUCAACCAGGACUUGCUGGAUAUGGACCAUAUACAGGUUAUGGUGCUCAACCAGGCUAUACCAUCACUACACCAGCAUCUGUUGUUCAAGAACCAUGGGCAGUAACGCAAUGGACUGAAUAUUACAUUCCUACAGUAGGCGGUCGUCAGAAACGACCAGUUAUUUAUAUUGCUGCUCCCUUACCUGCAGCCAAUCCAUGCGGUGGUGGUGGUUUAGGCGGUUUCGGUGGUGGUUUAGGUGGCUUCGGUGGUGGUAUGCCAAUGGGAGGCGGCUUCGGUGGUAUGCCAAUGGGAGGUGGUUUCGGUGGAGGUAUGCCUUUGGGAGGUGGUUUCGGUGGAGGUAUGCCAUUGGGAGGUGGUUUCGGUGGAGGUAUGCCAUUGGGAGGUGGUUUUGGUGGAGGUAUGCCAAUGGGAGGCGGUUUUGGUGGUAUGCCAAUGGGAGGUGGUUUUGGUUCCAAUCUAGGUUAUCAAGCAUUACCGAUGAUGACUGUCGCUUAUGGUGGUGGUAUUCCGGGUAUUCCAGCUCUUGGCGGUGGAUAUGGCGGCGGACUAGGUGGCGGAUUCGGUGGACUAGGCGGUGGACUAGGCGGUGGACUAGGUGGUGGUUUACCUCUUUACUAA
Messenger RNA from Adineta steineri, 711 nucleotides. NCBI's taxonomy places the organism in Eukaryota, Metazoa, Rotifera, Eurotatoria, Adinetida, Adinetidae. The record is from the annotation of a GenBank genome assembly.